AUGGUUUCCGCUCAAAUUACCAACCUGGCCAUCAUCUUGGUGAUGAUGCAGCUGGCCAAGAAGGUUCCCUUUGAGAACCCAGAUGUGCUCAUGGCUGUGCGCGGUCUGUACAUUCUGUCCAACGUGAUCAUCCUGGCCAUCAACCUGUACACUCAGGCCAAGAUCAGUUCGAAGAAGGAUAUGACCACGCUCAAGUACGUUGAGCCCGCUGCCAUGGGCACCGGCGAGGAGGGCAAGCCCGUCACCACCACCAACAUGGACUACGACAAGGGUCAGGUGCGCCAGCUGUUCCGCACUCAGUUGAUGGGUGUCGGCAUGAUGGCCGUCAUGCACUUCUACAUGAAGUACACCAACCCUCUCCUCAUCCAGUCCAUCAUUCCCCUCAAGGGCGCCUUUGAGAGCAACCUGGUCAAGAUCCACGUUUUCGGCAAGCCCGCCACCGGUGACUUGGCCCGCCCCUUCAAGAGCGGUGGUGGCUUCAUGUCCCAGGGUCAGCCCAAGAGCGACAAGGCCUCCAUUGAGAAUGCGGAGAAGAACUACCGCGGUGGUGUCAAGGAGGAGUAA
This is a messenger RNA of Penicillium pulvis, 564 nucleotides long. RefSeq names its product PHO88 family protein. Gene Ontology annotation, biological process: protein targeting to ER. The transcript is spliced from 3 exons. The coding region runs from base 1 to 564 and encodes 187 amino acids. The record is from RefSeq and is a predicted model, not a curated record. NCBI's taxonomy places the organism in Eukaryota, Fungi, Ascomycota, Eurotiomycetes, Eurotiales, Aspergillaceae. Gene Ontology annotation, cellular component: endoplasmic reticulum; mitochondrion.